Peronospora matthiolae is the source of this 285-nucleotide messenger RNA. Lineage: Eukaryota; Oomycota; Peronosporomycetes; Peronosporales; Peronosporaceae. The record is from the annotation of a GenBank genome assembly.
AUGAUCACUCGUCAGCUUUAUAACGCCAACUGGAGCUAUCUAUCGAAGCGUCGUUUUGAUGCAAUUCUCGCCGACAAUGACCGCGAGAAUAGCAAACGCCUCGAGCAUUUCUACAAUACGGGAGACCACGUGAUGUUACGCGUCCCCAAGAAGUUCCGUGCAAAAUUGCACGCAGUGGCAACCGGACCUUUUGUUAUCCGCCAAGUUCACAGCAACGGCACUGUGACCAUCGACAAGGGAGCAAUGGCAGAACGUGUGAGCAUCCGCCGCAUUUUUCCGUGCUAA